GGCUGCUCGUGACAUCGGAGACACAGAAUAAAGCAUCUUUGAGGAGCUUUGACAGUGAGCUGCCGCCAGCUUGAAAAAGAAAAUCUGACAGGUGAAAAAAGAGGCAAGUAAAGAUGCUCAAAAAGAGGACACAGGAGAAAGUGCUGAAGGGGACAGUUUAAAGGAGAACUGCUUAGAGAGGAAGAAGUCAGUGACAGAGUGUUGACAUUUGUCAUUUGUUGUAAGCUCUCAGAGGAAGUGAGUAAACAGCCUGUUUUGGGGACAUUUUCUUUAUUUUGGCCCCAAAAAAACAAAAGCCAGCAUGUCCCUGGAGGUGAAGGAGAAGACCCAUGUGCGUAUAGUGUUUCUGGGGGCGGCAGGAGUGGGUAAGACGGCCCUGAUCCAACGCUUCCUCCAAGACACAUUCGAGCCCAAACACCGGCGCACCGUGGAGGAGCUGCACAGCAAGGAGUACGACAUCGGCGGGGUCAAGAUCACGGUGGAGAUCCUGGACACCAGUGGCAGCUACUCAUUCCCUGCCAUGCGCAAGCUCUCCAUCCAAAACAGCGACGCCUUUGCACUGGUGUACGCCGUGGAUGACCCCGAGUCACUGGAGGCUGUCAAGAGCCUUCGAGAUGAGAUCCUGGAGAUCAAGGAGGACAAGUACACGCCCAUCGUGGUGGUGGGGAACAAGGUGGACCGGGAUAAGGAGCGCCAGGUGUCCAGCGAUGACGUGCUGUCGACCGUGGAGAUGGACUGGAACAACAGUUACCUGGAGGCUUCGGCAAAGGAGAACUCCAACGUGGUGGAAGUGUUCAAGGAGCUCCUGCAGCAGGCGAACCUCCCCUGCCGCCUCAGCCCUGCGUUGCGAAGACGCAGGGAGACCUUCCCGAAGGACACCAACUUCCGGCCGCCGAUGAACAAGACCAACAGUUGCAUUCUGUCAUAAUGGGAGGCAGAGAAGGAGACGUGGGUUGUUUCUUAAAGAGGGGACGAAGACAAGAUGAAGAGAUGGACGGUGCGCUGUGCAACAGACAGCUGCUGGACGUCUGUCAGUGUUGGUGUGAAGUGACGAGCUGCCUGAUCUGCGAUAAGCGAUCUGGACAAACUUCCUCUGAGAGCUGAGAGGAAAAGAAACCGAGGAGCAGAACGGUGUUAAGACUGAACUGGAACUGAAGGGAGACACAUUCAUUUCUCAGUCGUUUACUUGAUGUAACGUUGUUGCUGCUUAUUUGGUGACAUGCUGCUGGUGUUUAGAUCAAUGUAGAGCUUUUGAAUUUAUGAAACUCAACUUUGAGGAUCUUGGACUGUUGCUGACAAACUGUUUACUGAGACAAAGACAUCUAUGUUGUGGUUUGUGCCAAAUUUGUGUUUCUCUUGUAAACUGUUUUUAACUUACCUUCUCACCUGUAGCAUAACAUACUGUUUACAACCGUUUGUAUUCAAUCUCAAUUUGCCAUUUAAAGCGUGUCAUUACUCUUAUGUUUAACCAAAUGUGCGAAACGCAAACGUGUAGCUACAAAUGCACUUUUUCAUUUUUGAACUGACCAUUAAAAAAAUGAUGUUUUUUUUUUUUAUAAAUUCAAAUAUUUUGUAUCAUUUCAUAUUAUCACAAAUAUUAUUUUGCUGUUUAUAUGACAAAUAUCGGUGGAAUGUGAAUGUAAAUGUGGAAUAAAAGACAAAAAAUUACA
Molecule: messenger RNA, 1670 nt
Organism: Hippoglossus stenolepis (Pacific halibut)
Lineage: Eukaryota; Metazoa; Chordata; Actinopteri; Pleuronectiformes; Pleuronectidae
Product: GTP-binding protein Rhes-like
Exons: 1
Coding region: 302-928 (208 amino acids)
Molecular function (GO): GTPase activity; GTP binding
Source: RefSeq, a predicted model, not a curated record